This is a messenger RNA of Lepus europaeus (European hare), 3409 nucleotides long. It is a transcript of the gene SCMH1, whose product is annotated as Scm polycomb group protein homolog 1. The transcript is spliced from 18 exons. Lineage: Eukaryota; Metazoa; Chordata; Mammalia; Lagomorpha; Leporidae. Gene Ontology annotation, biological process: regulation of DNA-templated transcription. The record is from RefSeq and is a predicted model, not a curated record. The coding region runs from base 386 to 2407 and encodes 673 amino acids. Gene Ontology annotation, cellular component: nucleus. Gene Ontology annotation, molecular function: protein binding.
CGGAAACAUGGCGGCGGGAAGGGAGUGAACCGCCCCGCUACCCGCGCCGCCGCCGCCGCCGCCGCAGAUCUCUCCAUUGUUCUAAGGAAAAAUGAUUUUGUAUUUGGUAUAACUGAUGGUGCCAUCCAAAAGUCAGAUCCUUGAAAAGCAAAUGUUUGCCAACCUCUGCUUUAGGAGAUGGGUUUUGAAUGGAGAUAUGAAAUAAAGAGGAAUAUGAAUUUGUGAAGUAUGACUGUACAUCAUAAUGCAGUGAAAACUAGCCGAAGUCAUGGAGAAAUUAACAUACAGAGAAACUGAUUUGUCAGAGGUCAGAGUAAGGUAUUGGAGGAUCCAGGGAUAAAUCCCAGACUUCUUAACUGCUUGAUCAGCUUUUAGUCCAUUGACUAUGCAGCCUAGUGACUGGAGUGAUAUCAGAAAACAUAAAUAUGGUCACCUAUCAGAGUCUCCAUCCCAGUGUCAAGAAGCUGCUGCUAUCCUGGAGUUAGGUCAUUUUACCUGGGACAAAUACCUAAAAGAAACAUGUUCAGUCCCAGCACCUGUCCAUUGCUUCAAGCAGUCCUACACACCUCCAAGCAACGAAUUCAAGAUCAGCAUGAAAUUGGAAGCACAGGACCCCAGGAACACCACCUCCACCUGUAUUGCCACAGUAGUUGGACUGACAGGUGCCCGCCUUCGCUUGCGCCUUGACGGCAGUGACAAUAAGAAUGACUUCUGGCGACUGGUUGACUCAGCUGAAAUCCAGCCUAUUGGGAAUUGUGAGAAGAAUGGGGGUAUGCUGCAGCCCCCUCUGGGAUUUCGAUUGAAUGCUUCCUCUUGGCCCAUGUUCCUUUUGAAGACACUAAAUGGAGCAGAGAUGGCUCCCAUCAGGAUUUUCCAUAAGGAGCCACCAUCGCCUUCCCACAACUUCUUCAAAAUGGGCAUGAAGCUAGAAGCUGUGGACAGGAAGAACCCUCAUUUCAUUUGCCCAGCCACUAUUGGGGAAGUUCGGGGCUCGGAGGUGCUUGUCACUUUUGAUGGGUGGCGAGGGGCCUUUGACUACUGGUGCCGCUUUGAUUCCCGAGACAUCUUCCCCGUGGGCUGGUGUUCCUUGACUGGAGACAACCUACAGCCGCCUGGCACCAAAGUUGUGAUUCCAAAGAAUCCCUACCCUGCGUCUGAUGUGAACACUGAGAAGCCCAGCAUCCACAGCAGCACCAAAACUGUCUUGGACCAUCAACCAGGGCAGAGGGGGCGUAAACCAGGAAAGAAGCGGGGCCGGACACCCAAGACCCUAAUUCCCCAUCCCAUCUCUACCCCAUCCAAGUCAGCUGAACCUUUGAAAUUCCCAAAGAAGAGAGGUCCCAAACCUGGCAGUAAGAGGAAACCUCGGACUUUGCUGAACCCACCACCCAGCUCACCAACAACCAGCACCCCUGAACCGGAUACCAGCACUGUACCCCAAGAUGCUGCCACCAUCCCCAGCUCAGCCAUGCAGGCCCCCACAGUUUGUAUCUACUUGAACAAGAACGGCAGCACAGGCCCCCACUUAGAUAAGAAGAAGGUCCAGCAGCUCCCUGACCAUUUUGGGCCCGCCCGUGCCUCGGUGGUGCUGCAACAGGCUGUCCAGGCUUGCAUUGACUGUGCUCAUCACCAGAAAACUGUCUUCAGCUUCCUCAAACAAGGCCAUGGUGGCGAGGUUAUCUCAGCCGUGUUUGACCGAGAGCAGCAUACUCUCAAUCUUCCAGCAGUCAACAGCAUCACCUACGUCCUCCGCUUCCUGGAGAAACUCUGCCACAACCUUCGUAGUGACAAUCUGUUUGGCAACCAGCCCUUUACACAGACUCAUUUGUCACUCACUGCCACAGAAUACAGCCAUAGCCACGACAGGUACCUACCAGGUGAAACCUUUGUCCUGGGAAACAAUCUGGCCCGGUCCUUGGAGCCACACUCAGACUCAAUGGACUCUGCCCUGAAUCCCACCAGCCUUGUCAGCACCUCCCAAACUCUACGAACUCCUGGGUACCGGCCCUUGCUUCCUUCCUGUGGCUUCCCAUCCAGCACUGCCUUAGCCAUGCGCAGGUUGUGCUCCAGAGGAGUGUUAAAACGAUCAAAUGAAAGAAGGGCUAUGGAACCAUUUUGGAAGUUAAACCAUUCCCCAGGGUCGGACCGAUACCUGGAAAGCCGGGAUGCUUCUCGACCGAGUGGCCGGGACCCCUCCUCGUGGACAGUGGAGGACGUGAUGCAGUUUGUCCGGGAAGCUGACCCUCAGCUUGGACCCCACGCUGACCUCUUUCGCAAACAUGAGAUCGAUGGCAAGGCCCUGCUCCUGCUGCGCAGUGACGUGAUGAUGAAGUACAUGGGUCUGAAACUGGGGCCUGCACUCAAGCUCUCCUACCACAUUGACCGGCUGAAGCAGGGCAAGUUCUGAGCGGGGCAGCGGAGAUCAAGUCUCCCUGGAGGAAGGGCCGGCCGCCGCCCCAGGCCUCAGCACACCAGAGGCCGUGUGACGCCACCACUGCCGGCCCCCUGCCACCGGCCGUCCUUCUGUGAAGGGCGAGGAGGGGAGAGCAUGGGGCCCGGGGCCGGCGCCACUCUCCUCAGCCCUGCUGCAUCUCUCUGGUCUCUAUUUAUUUCUCAGGCCGGGCUGGCCUCUCAUCCGGAGUUUCGACUGAACACUUCCAAAUGUGGUAGGAAGAGACCAGCCCUGGGGCUUUGGAAGACAGGCCCUGGAAUGACACCUGUGCCCAUGCCCUGACCACCUCCUAGGCUUGGUGUGGCACACUGUUGCCCCACAGCUCCUGCCUUCUCACCAGACUCCCCAACUCUGAACUCAUGGUGCGAACCUCUACCUUAAAAAGUCGUAUUGCUAAUUUAUUGUUUCUGGCCCUUGGCCAAACCCUCUAGGUAAUACUCCUCCUACACCAGACGCUGGGUUUCGGGAAGAGGGAGACUGCUGUGCUCUGGUCCCAGAGCCCUCUCCAGAUAGGCAUGGGCCUCGCAGAGGGCACUCCUGAGGGCACUUUCUCUUUGGAAUGGAUAACCCUGUAAGGCCCUGACCACGCCGGUCAGCAAGGGAGGAGAGGGUCCCUGUCACCUGCCCUUCUCUCUCACCAGUGGCCCCUUUGUGGCCCCAAGCCUCAUCUGUGGGCAUGGAAGCCCCUUGCUUCGUACAGUCUCUACACAGCUCCUUGCCCUGGCCAGAAUUGCUGCCGAAGACUGGGCCUGAUGAUCUUAGGCCAAGGAGGUCCUAUGGUAGAUGGGAGGGAAGGGUCCCCAGGCUGAGUCGGUGCCAUCCACUCCACCACCCUUGUGCUUUUUUGUGAACCAGUCAGCAGCCAUCUGGACUGAUUUUAUGUCGGUUUGUUUAUAAAUAAAAACCAAUAUAGAUGCCAGUGUCGUCUUCAUCGGCUGACAGCCAAAUCACUGUGCA